Gaeumannomyces tritici R3-111a-1 is the source of this 4484-nucleotide messenger RNA. Its product is annotated as STE/STE20/PAKA protein kinase. The record is from RefSeq and is a predicted model, not a curated record. Gene Ontology annotation, cellular component: cytoplasm. The transcript has 6 exons. Gene Ontology annotation, molecular function: protein serine/threonine kinase activity; ATP binding. NCBI's taxonomy places the organism in Eukaryota, Fungi, Ascomycota, Sordariomycetes, Magnaporthales, Magnaporthaceae. Gene Ontology annotation, biological process: intracellular signal transduction; protein phosphorylation; regulation of MAPK cascade. The coding region runs from base 1354 to 3960 and encodes 868 amino acids.
GGCCUCACGCAUCCGCACACAACACUUUAGAGCAACCACCCAACCUAGCAUCACCCAAGAAUCAGCCGCUCUCGCUCCAUCACCGAGGCCGCAGCAAAGGCCCCCGAGUCCACUCGCUUCUUGGCCAAUACUUGCGCGGCACCGUGCACAACAACGCAUACGCAAGCCCACAGCCCACAGCCCACCUCCUACUUCGACCCAGGCCGUCCUCCCGACCGCCACACCCAAGAGCGGCCCUGGUCGUAGGUGGGGGCUCAAUCCAACCACACUGAACCCGAGACCUCCGCUUGCCACAGGCAUCUGGCUGGCACCAACACCCGCUUUCCGUGCCUGUCGGCCAAAUCUAGCCUAACCACGUCUUUGUUGCCUCGGCCGUCUAUUUUACAGUUUUUCGGGUUUGGCACACCAGCUGCCCGCUCUCCUGCCUGCUCCACAGUUAACAGCUACUUCCCACUCUCCCCCCUCCCCCGUCAUCUCAUGGGUGCUCGAUCAUCGCGCCGCCUCUUCCAUCCUGCCUAACUUGCCCGCCGCCUGUCUCGCGGCCGUGCUGUUUGUGCCCCAUUUCCGGCCUACGGCUGCUGCCAUUCUCAUCCCAUCCCCCGCCUAGCGCGUGUUCUGUUUCAAUCCACCUCGUCUCGCACGGGGUUUGGGCCGCAGGGGGGGUGGUUGAAAUCCGAACCGAUACCCUUCUUGCUGCUCCGUCCUGCCUAAUCCCAACUAAAAUACCCACCCACAUCCUCUCUGGGCUCAAGGGCCGUGCCGCGAACUCAACUCUCUCCCAACUCACCGCCGCACCACUCCGUCGCUGCAAAGAGGGCCGCCGGCCUGUAAAAAAACAAAUCAAAAAUCAAAACAAUAAACACAACAUCACACGGCCCAAACCCACACCCAGACCCGGAUUCCGGCGCGUCACCAUUCUCGAUGAUUGCGACGACAAUCGCCGCCCUCUUUUCUACCUGAGUCAAAGCGCGCGGCGUGCCCUUCCUCGAUCUGGGCAAUUGGCGCCACCCAUUCUCCCUCCCUUGGCGCAGGUGAUCCAAGUCACUGUGAUUGGCCUCGGCCUCGAGACACGCCGAUUUCUUUCCUCCUUCGCUCGAGAACGAACGCCUCGGAUUCCUCAGCUAUCUAGCCGCCAGCGCGCUUCUGCGCCCCCAGCCUUGACUGAAAGAGCAAAAAAAUAAUAAAAAAUCACCCCGGCCUCAUCGUUUUCUGUGCCCCUCAUCAAAUCCCCUUGUUUGUUCUUUUGAGAGGUUUUUGUUUUCUUUUUCCCUCCUUUGCGCGACUGUGUCGACAAGGUCUUACCUAGUCGUCAAGUUCCCUCAAGGAAGGAAGGAGGAAUAAAAACCGGACAACAUGGCGUCGCAAAACAGUAUCUACACCUCGGGUCAGUUUAUGAACCCUGGCCCAGCGCCACGACCCCCAACCGAUCGCCCCCGCCUGGCCCUCACGCCCAAUCCGAACCUGCCGGGCAACAUGGCAGGCAUGAGCUUGAACUCGCCCGUUGCGGCGAGGCAGCAAUACGGCGGUUCGACCAUAUCCCUUCCCUUGGGCCGCCAAGUAUCCAACACGGACGGUCUUGGCGGUGUCGCCGUCAUCAAGGAGGGUUGGGCGCAGGUCAAAGAGAGCAAGAACUUCAUUCAGCCAUGGAAGCAGAAGUACCUUAUUUUGCGCAAGGAGGCCCUCGACUUCCAUAAACAAGAAGGCAGCAAGGUCUCGUAUACGCUAUACUUGAAAGAUGUGAUCAACGUCGGCCGAGUCGAAGCUGCCGGGACAAUCUUCGAGGUCAAACGGCAUUCCAACGGUUCCUCGACGAGCCCCGGCGAUGACGAUGGCACGAUCCGAACCCUGCAGAUCCGCGUCAAGAGCGACGACGAUCUGUACGAGUGGAUUGACUUUAUCUACGCGCGCUGCCCCGGAAUGGGUGGUGUUAGCAACCCGACCAACUUCUCCCAUGCCGUCCACGUCGGUUUUGAUCCACAGACGGGCGAGUUCGUCGGCCUCCCUCCAGAGUGGUCCAAGCUCCUGAACUCAUCGGCCAUCACCAAGGAGGACUACGAGAGGAACCCCCAGGCUGUUUUUGAAGUCCUGGACUUCUACUCCGAUCUCACCAAGCGCGCCGAAAACCCUGCGCAGUAUCCUAGCCUUACCCCGACCCCGCCUGCCGGGAACAUGCAGAACAAGCAGCUCGGUUACAGCACGGGCGCAUCGGUUGCCCCACCGCGGCAGAUGCAGCCCAUGCAGUCCAUGCAGCAGCAGCAGCAAAUACAGCAGCAACAACAGAUGCAGAUGCAGAUGCAGCAGCAGCAGCAGCAGCAGCAACAGAUGCAGCGCCAGCAAAACAACUACCCCAGCAUGUCGCAACAAACAUCCGAUAUGAACCGGGAUGCGGAGCGCCAGAGGCAAGCCGAGGCAGCCCAACGCCAGCGCAUGAUGGAGAUCGAAGAACAGAAUCGUCGUGAUCUCGAAGCGUACAACGCAGCUAUUCCCAAGACGAAAACCCCGAUGGCGCAACAGGAGCUCGGCGGUUAUAGCGGCGGCGGCGGCUCGUCUGCAGACCGUUUCAACCCCAGCAGAGCACCGCCCCCGGCACCAAAAUCGGCCGCCCAACAGGCCGCCAGCCUCCGCGCCCAACGUCCGGCACCCUCACCACCGACUGCAGGCUCCGGUGGCAUGCAGCAGCGCCCCGGCAUGUCGUCUCAGCAGAGCAGUUCGUCGUCGAUGCGGGACCCCAUGGCUCAGCAGCAACAGCAGCAGCAGCAGCAGCGCCUACCACCCCGAAACGACCAGCCCGCCCAGUCCUCCGCCCAGAGAUACCCCAAUGGCCCCUCCUCUCCUGCGCCCCAACAGAGGACCAACGGACAGCCGCAAGGCCAACCCCCGUCGCGGCUCCCUGCGCCGGUUAAGCCGCUUAAUGUGCCAGCAAAGCCCUCGCCGCAGUCCGAUGCCGUUAAGGCGGCUGAGGCGGCACUCACCGCGAAACCGCCAGCCCAGGAGAGAUCGAAGGACGUCCGCAUGUCCACCAUGUCGGAAAGCGAGGUCAUGCAGAGGCUCAAGGAGGCCGUUUCCAAGGACGACCCGAACCUGUCGUAUGCGAAGCAGAAGAAGAUCGGCCAGGGUGCAUCUGGCUCUGUCUACGUCGCUAAGGUCAGGGAGACGGCUGUUUCCCCGAUUGCGCGCAACAUCCUCCGCGAACAGGGCGCCAAGGCGCAGGUUGCGAUCAAGCAAAUGGACCUGGCCCACCAGCCGCGCAAGGAGCUCAUCGUCAACGAGAUCAUGGUCAUGAAGGACAGCAAGCACAGGAACAUUGUCAACUUCCUGGAUGCCUUCCUGCGAAACAACUACUCGGAGCUCUGGCUCGUCAUCGAGUACAUGGAGGGUGGUGCUCUGACCGACGUUAUCGACAACAACCCAGUCAUCACAGAGGAGCAGAUCUCCACCAUUUGCCUGGAGACGUGCCGUGGCCUGCAACAUCUGCACUCGCAGAGCAUCAUCCACCGUGAUAUCAAGAGUGACAACGUCCUUCUCGAUGCUCGCGGUAACGUCAAGAUCACCGAUUUUGGUUUCUGCGCCAAGCUCACCGAGUCCAAGUCCAAGCGCGCCACCAUGGUCGGAACUCCCUACUGGAUGGCACCUGAGGUCGUCAAGCAGAAGGAGUAUGGGCCCAAGGUUGACAUUUGGUCGCUGGGCAUCAUGGCGAUCGAGAUGAUCGAGUCGGAGCCGCCCUACCUGAACGAGGAGCCUCUGAAGGCGCUGUAUCUGAUCGCUACUAACGGGACGCCCCGCCUGAAGAACCCGGCCAAGCUCAGCAAGGAACUGAAGGCCUUCCUUUCGGUGUGCCUGUGCGUUGACGUCAAGAGCCGAGCAUCGGCCAGGGAGCUUCUCGAGCACGAAUUCUUGAAGCAUGGCUGCCCGACUGGCACCCUUGCCGAGCUCUUGGCUUUCAAGAAGCACGCCAAAUAAGGAAACCGAGAGAUGUCACCCCGCUAGACCCCACGAAACCCAAAGAUCCAGCACAUGUUAUUGGGUACCAAUCCUCAACGACGGUUUUUCCCCCCUCCGCUGCAUCAGGGCGUUUCAACAUCGAAGGCACGAGUUCAAAAGCUUUUCCGCACAAGCUUAUGGCAGCUGAAGCCAACAGUUCCUGGACCUUAUCUGGGGUACUCGGGCUCCGCGCGAGCACUAAAUACCAUUGGAUUCUCCGAACACCCCUUCUCGCCCCUUCACGCCCUUCGCCCACGUUUUAACGGCUCCUUUUCUCUUCGCUCCCUGUUAUAGCAUGAAAAUCUGUUUUCUUGUGGUGUCAAGUAAUGCCGUCUUAUAUUUAUUGUUUUUGAACCUUGCAUAAGGGAUGUCAUUGUCUUUAUGGGCCCCGGGCUCUGGGCGGUCUAUUUUUUUUCUUGACGAAUGUGUGGAUGAUGCUUGGGACCUACGGCGAGCUUCCAGUUAGGCAAAUUAGAGGAGAAAUGGUACAAAAUAGGUACAUG